CACUGGCCAUAAUGACCGAAUCUGGGAUUGAAUCUCCGGCUGCCCCGGAAUGGUUGCUAAAACUCGAAAGCCGCCGGGAACAGAUUAAAGCCAAGCUGAGCCAUGAAAGUGGAAACGGUGCACCGUGUAAUGUGUGCGGAAGUUCCUGUCCGGGUCUAGAUUUACACUUUUGGCGUAAAAUUUGUCGCAAUUGUAAGUGCCGGAAGGAGCAGCACGAUUGCAUCGAUGAUGAUGUUAGUGGAUGGGCUCAGUUUGAAAUUUUGGGGGCUAUUCGGUCCAAACCGGCAUAUAUUCGAAUUUCGGAGCUAACGGAUAAACCGGUCCAGCUGGCAUGGGUACCGCCGAACGUAACGCCGGAACUCGCCUCGGAUUACAUGCGAACGCUCGGCCAACAGAACAUACCGAUCGUUGGGAGUGAGGCAGCUGAAAAACGCAAACAGCAGCUAGAAUAUCAAGUGCCAGCGCAUGAUCUCGAUACGAAUCUGUGCCAUAAUCUAACGCCCUAUGAAGCUGGCCAGCUGAGCGACUAUGUGGAGAAAAUUAAAACGCACUGCGUUGGCCAAGGAACGGUGAUGCGCGUUGGAGGUGAUACGGCUGGAAUGUUGCAGUAUGGCACGGUUGUGCAACAGCCACAGCAGGCCGUGCAAGAGCCCGUAGGAACGAAACGACCCGAUUACAUGGAAAGUGGCGUACUGUCCGAUAAAAUGAAGUACAAACUCAACCUGAUGGGUAUUAGUAGCUCGGAAAUGGUUGCUCGUGCGAUGCUGUACGAUCCGGCCACGGUGCUAAAUGGAACCGAUAAAAGUAUCCCGGAAGCGAUCGUCAAAUUCCACCAAGAAUAUCAAGCGAACCCGAAAUUUAGAGCUGAAAUGGAUCAUUUUAAAGAUCGUUUACAAUUCCCCGCACGGCAAACUGUGCCUUACGGAGAAGGUUUCUCGAACACAUCAUCCGGCGCGACGAUUGUUCCGUCCGGAAGUAAUGAUUCCGGUUUUGGUUCGAUUCCGGUUACUCCUCGUGAGGACGCACCAAUGUCACACGCACAACUCCUCGGUCCGAUGGAAGCACUCGGACUGGGCGGCGGUGAACGUAUGCCUCCACCACAGCAAGCCGUUCAGGAUGCGGUCGUUGCCAUGACGGCACACCGAUGUACCGGCUGUACGCUGCCGAUCGUCGUUGGAGAAGUUGCGGUAAAGAUCGAUCGUGCGAGCAACAGUGAUCGGUCGAUCUGGCACCCGCAGUGCUUCAAAUGUAAUCGAUGCGGCGAACUGCUGGCCGAUCUCGUCUACUUCUACCACGCUGGUGCCGUUUACUGUGGACGAGAUUUGGCUGCAAUUUUGAAAAUUCCACGCUGUGCUGCUUGCGAUGAGCUGAUUUUUACGAAGGAGUAUACGGCCGCCGAGGGAGCAACGUUCCAUGUGCGCCAUUUUUGUUGCUACCACUGCGACGGUCCACUGGCCGGACAGCAGUAUGUGAUGGAUGAAAAAUCUUCCCAACCGCUUUGCCUGCCGUGCUACAAGGGUCACUACGCGCAGACCUGUGCCACGUGUAACCGAUGCAUUGGGCCAACGGAGCAGGGUGUCGGUUGGGACAAGAUACACUGGCACAAGGAGUGUUUUCUGUGCAGUGGUAAGCACUGCCAGAAGUCACUCAUCGGUGGACGGUUCUGUGUGAAAGCGAAUCGGCCGUACUGUAGUGCACAGUGCACGAAAGACGUUUGAAAAAGA
Messenger RNA from Anopheles maculipalpis, 1724 nucleotides. It is a transcript of the gene Tes, whose product is annotated as testin. Gene Ontology annotation, molecular function: zinc ion binding. The record is from RefSeq and is a predicted model, not a curated record. Bases 12 to 1718 code for a protein of 568 amino acids. Lineage: Eukaryota; Metazoa; Arthropoda; Insecta; Diptera; Culicidae. The transcript has 3 exons.